This is a messenger RNA of Bursaphelenchus okinawaensis, 1160 nucleotides long. The record is from the annotation of a GenBank genome assembly. Lineage: Eukaryota; Metazoa; Nematoda; Chromadorea; Rhabditida; Aphelenchoididae.
AUGAUCCGAGAUCUGUUAAUGUUAAUGGUGGUGCCAAUGUUAUUGUCGGUGAUAUUGUUUGUUUGUACGGGGAAGAACAAUAGUACGAAGAAACAAUUACGAGCAGCUUCUAAAAAAUCAGAGAAACUGAAGCCAAGUAAAAGUGUUAAGACAUGCAAAGAUACUCACACUGCGGAAACUUCAGCUGCAAAGGUAGGUUUACAUUGAUAAUUAUGGUUUGUUUUCAGCUUUUGAUGGUAUUUGAAGGUGUUUUAAUGAUUAAAUAAGAUUUUUUAACGAUUUUCAAAUAUUUUUUUUUGUUUUCCAACAGUAUUCCUUAAUUUUUCAACUGUUUUUGGCAUCUUUCAUUUGGGUUUUGCUUAACCUUUUGUAAAUGUAGUCGUUAAACUCAUGUUCUUUUACUUAUUUUCAGAAAUCCGAGCCAUCACCGCAAUUACAACAGCCUCCAAAGUCUUCCACACCAGCCAAAGAAGCUCCAGCUAAAGAAAACAAGCCCGCAAGUGUAAAAGAAAAGCCAUCUUCAAAUAGCAAAAAGGAAAAGGAGAAAGGAAAAGAAAAGGAAAAAGAAGCAAAGAAAGAAGAAGCAAAACCAGAGAAAACAAGUUCAAAGGAAAAAGACAAGAAACCUAGUACUGGGUAAGUUAUUAUACCUAAAUUUGGAUAUUUUUAGUUUAAGUAGGUUUUUAGGUAACAUAACGAAUUAAAAAUACGUUUUGUUGACUUAGUAAUAAAAUGAAUUGUUUCAAGGAAACGUAUGUUAUUCUACAUGUUUUAUACUUUGGUUUAGGAAAGUAACAACAAAAUCAGUCGAAAAGAAGGAAGACAAAGUGGGAACGAAACCAACACAAGAAGAUGAAAAGAAAGCGAAAACAAAAGAAACAGGCACAACCGAAGGAGAAGAGGAGAAUCCAGAUGAGAAUAUCUGUGACGUCAAAAAGGUUCAGCGAAUGGGAGUGCUAGAAACCAAAGUGAGCGAUGAAUUCGAAGCACGGAACAAGGACAUUAUGAACAUGCCUUCAGAACACGAAGAGAAGCGUGGCAACUCGGUGAAACAACCGCCCAAGAACGUGGUCAUAAAUGAAGAUGCGUGCAAAUUAUACGAACUGGAAGACGUCGAAACAGAAGACGAAAACAAUGAGAAUCCCGACGCUGAAUUGUAA